This is a messenger RNA of Oryzias latipes (Japanese medaka), 5521 nucleotides long. It is a transcript of the gene podxl2, whose product is annotated as podocalyxin-like 2. NCBI's taxonomy places the organism in Eukaryota, Metazoa, Chordata, Actinopteri, Beloniformes, Adrianichthyidae. Gene Ontology annotation, biological process: leukocyte tethering or rolling. The record is from RefSeq and is a predicted model, not a curated record.
GAUGUUUUUUCCAGGGUUUGAAAUAAUAUACAUUUAUAUAAUACUGAAAAUCUGAUUUUAGUCUUUAAAAGUUCAUCAGAACCUUUAGAUUAUUGACAUUGAUGCUGUCUGAAAGUGGACUAGUAAGGAAGUUAGUCGACCUUUCACCCUAUAGAUCAGGGCUUUAAAAAAAUAACUAACACAACCGGUGCAGAGGGCCACCAAACCGCUAAGUCCGCCACUGCAAGAACGCAACACCGAACUCGAGCGGUUUGGCGACCCCUAGCGGCCGCAGUAGGUCAGGACAUGCCGCCGCAUCGUUGCUGCUUCAUGCAGCUCCAGCUCCGCAGCAGAGCAGCAGACCCGCACUGAGCUCACGGCCUGUCUGCGGACUCUGCGGGGAUCGAACCCGCUCAGAACUAGGAAGUGAACGGACCAUCGGAGCCUUAUCAGCUGACGGAGGCAGGGAGCCCUGCGGCAGCAGCAGCAGACAUGCCCGGCCUUUCUCUCUACUCUCUCGCGGUUCAUCUGUGCUGCUGGGGAGCCCUGAGCCUGGGUUUGACUCAGCACGUCAGCUCCCUCAGUCUUCUGUCCACAUCUCUGUUCUGGAGAGAAAGCCCAGCGGAGUCGAUUCAGGAAUCCGCCAGAUCCAAACGCCAUGUAGUCGGUGAACUUGUGCGUGCUCAGCCACAUCUGGUCCAUGACAUGGGCUGGCCGGAAAUCUACCACGCAACACCUUCACAGGCCACUAUGGAGCUGGCCAACUCCUCCGAGCUGAAUAUACCCCCCUCAGUUACCCUGGAUGUAGCCAGGACCCGUGCGGGUGUGGAUGGAAGCCUGGAUAAGGAAGAGGACGUGGAGCACAUGGUUCAUCUGACAGUCCCCAGACAAACUAACGACUUCCUGGGACACCCAGACUCUGCUAAUGCAGAGGCAGAGCUCCUUGGUGGUGUAGCAACUGUUGAUGUUUCCAACGAGGCUUCUGGCUUCAAUGGAAUGGACACAGAAGACAGAGGAGAAGAAGGAGGAGAGGAUCAGGAGAGAAGAGGAGAAUUUGAGUGGGAGAAGGACACCGGGGACAACAGAGAGAGAAAGGAGGAAGAUGUUUUAAUUGAGGAAAAUGAAACUGUAGAAAGGACAAGUGAGGAUGUCAGAGACAUCCCAAAGGUCACCCACUCAAUAACAGAUUCAAACCUGAUGACAGACUUCGAUCCUUCCAAAGAGCCCAGCAGCUCCUUCCCAGCUGCAGAGCGGGAUUCUGGGCUGCAGGAGCAUCAAGCAGCGCCCCUUCUGAAGCUGAGGCCAGAACUGUGGAAGGUGGAGAAAGAGGAAGAUGUUCAGUCUAGCGGGUUUGAAGCCUUUCACUUGGCCAUCCCUUCAUCUGCAGCCGCUACAGAUUUUUCUGGACAUAUUUUGGAAACUACCACCUUAGAAACUGACACGGGCAGAGACCUGGUACAGCCCAAAAGUUCUAAAAGAGAGGAGACGGGGGAAAAGGAAGACAUAGGAAACACAGAUGGAUUCCGUCAGCAUCCCACUGAACCAGAGGUUGGUGUAGCUCCCAGCAGAAGUCCUUUGCAGCCCAGUGUCAAGGAAAUGGAGCUACUGGAAAAAGGCCAGAGUGGCUUGGGAGGAGUGGCGCCAAAAUACAGACAUGAAGUUGGGGGAGAUACGCAGAGAAAUAUGGCAAAAGGCGAAACAAGAAUCCAACACUUUACUUCAUUUGGCACAGACACUCCACCCAUUACUGAUAUGAUGGAGCUAGAGCAGGCGGCCGAUCCAGUGAAGCCACAGCAGGUGGUGUGUUUGAACUGGAAUGAGCUGGCUGGGCGGGGCUAUGUUAUCCUCAACAUGACUCAAAACAUGAACUGUGAGGAGUUCCGUGCGCACCAGGGUGUACAGUUGUUAAAGAUCAUUGAAAGAGUUUUUUCUCAAAAAAUGAACAGCCCUGAAGGAUCAUGGGUACUCUACCUCAGCAAGCCCACACACCACCAACACCAGCUGCUGAUGAAUGUUGCAUCUGGACGUGGAGUGAUUGCCAGCCAGGAUGUGCUGGAUAUGCUGGGGCAGAUCAGGAAAAGUCUCGAUGAGGUGGGCAUUCAGAACUACAGUGCUGCCAGCACCUGCCAGUCCCGGCCCAGCAAAACACGCAGCGAUUACGGCAAACUAUUUGUGGUUCUGGUCAUUAUUGGCUCGAUUUGCAUGGUCAUCAUCACGUCUGGAAUUAUUUACAUCUGCUGGCAGAGAAGACUGCCUGCAGCUAAGACAGUGUUCCGUGUGGAGGAGCUUCAUCACGUGGAGAAUGGGUACCAUGACAAUCCCACACUAGAUGUAACCAAUGACAGAGAGGCUGAGAUGCAAGAGAAGAAGCCAAGUACCAAUGGUCUCGCAGGAGGGGGGGGUGGAGGCGGGGAGGAAAACUGUCCCUGGCAGGUCUUCAUCAAUCAAGCUGUGACUGAAGAGGAUGAGGAGGAACAGGAUACGCAUCUCUAAUUGACGAAGAGCUGCUGGGACAAAAGAUGACUGUGAUACCAAGAGACAGAGAGAAAACAUCGCUAAUAGAAGGAGUCCAGCUUUGAAAUAAUGGGAGGAAAGAUGCGGGGGGGGGGGGGGGGGGGGUGAGCAAAGGAAACAAUUCGAUUUUGGGAUUUAACAUGUUAUGGUGGUACAUUGAUAUCACAUUUAACAAUUUCAUGUACAGUGGGGAUUUAAGUUUGGGCACCCCAGGUAAAACGUUAUAUUAUUGUGCAUAAAGAAGCCAAGGAAAGAUGGAAAACUCUCCAAAAACCAUCAGGUUACAGAUGAGACAUUCUUGUAAUAUGUAAAAAAAAGAAUGGCUUUAAUUCCACCUUUUCCCUAAAAAUAACAGAAAAUUUCCUAAAUUACGUGUGCAAAAGGUUGGGCACCCUGCAGACUUUAUAGCAUUCACCGCCCCCUUUGGAAAAGCUGAGAAUUGACAGUAGAUUGUUCACAGUCAUCGUUUGCAAAGAAAAUAAUCUGAGUUAUGUGACCUUCGCCCUAACAAUCAGCAUUGUGACUUCUUCUAAGCAGUUGUCUAGAAGCCUGAAAGUAAAAUUAGUUGAUGCUCACAAAGUAGGAGAAGGGUAUAAGAAGAUAGCGAAACCUUUUCCGAUGUCGAUAUCCUGUGUUCGGAAUGGAACGAUGGAGUGGCUUCAACAGAAACAGCAGAAGAUAAAGCGAGAUCUGGAAGACCAAGACAAACCAAAUCCGUUCUAGUGAAAAGAGAUACUUGUACAAAUAUGGUCUUCAGAGUCAUCAGAAGAAAACCUCUUACACUUCCUCCCCACAAAAUGUAACAUUCGCAACUGAACACAGAAACAAACCUGAUGCAUUUUGGAAACAGGUUCUGUGGAGCGAUGAGAGUAAAAUGGAAAUUGGCACAGGAAUGAUUUCAUGGGGAGAAGGAAGAAUGGAUUCAACCAAACUUCAGCAAAUUUUGGACACUAACUUGAUGUGGCAUCAAUGAAAAAGCUGAAGAGAGGAUGGCUUCUACAAAUGGAUAAUGAUCUCAAACACGCGUCCAAAUCCACACAGGCGCACAUUAAGAGACAGAAACUGAAGGUUUGGCCAUGGCCUUCCCAAUUACCUGACCUCAGCAUCAUUGAAAAUCUGUGGAUAGACCUGAACAGAACAGAGUGGAACAGACAUCAGAGAAAGUCUGUGAACUGCAAUACUUUUGGAAAGAAGAAUGGAUGAAGAUUCCUCAAACAAGAACUGAGAGAUUCCUAUAUGGCUACAAAAAGGCUAUAAACUGGGAUAUUUGCCAAGGGGGGCAGUACAAGGUACUAACUGCAGGGUGCCCAAACUUUUGCACACAUAAUUAUUUUGUUUUCUGUUAUUUUGAAAGGGUAAAUGAUGAAAUCAUUGGGUUUUUAUGUCAUAUUACAAGAAUGUCUCAUGUGUAAUCUCAUGCCUUUUAAAGAGUCUUUCCUUGGCUUCUUUAUGCACAAUAAUAUCACGUUUUACCUGGGGUGCCCAAACUUUAGCUCUCACUAAAACUGAUAAAAAAAAGAGUAUUGUCUUUGUGUCAGACAUCAUUGCAGUCGCAUGAUACUCUCUCUGUUUGGUGUGCCUUUCAGGUCUUUGUGCUCCGACUGCAACAUCAGUUUAUUAUAUAUGAGCCGGUGGUCAAGCAUGAUGCUCAUGGUUCUGCCUUUUCUUUACACUAAAGUGCAACACAGGGUCACAAAUAAAACAUGCAACAAUAACAACAUCUUUGCAAGAAGAUAAGUAUAUUCUGAUUAUCGGUGGUGGAAUGUUACUACUUAUAGUUUGUUUAGUUACUGGUCAGCUUUUAAACACAAAUAUGAUCAUUUUUGAACCUACUUGACAAUUUUAAAGGUCACAAUAAAUUCCACAUAGAUAUGUGAAGGACACACGUUGGCCACACCUGUCAAAUGCUUUUGACAUUAGCUACGUUUCAAUGAAGAAUGCCACAAAUGACAAUGUCAAUUCUAUUAAUCCACAUCUGCCAAAUGAUGAUAAUCAUAUUCACCAUUACCAAUAACAGUAUUUAUGUAAGCAUGCCCUGUUCAUUUCCCAUAGUAAUGCGUUUUGCUUGGAAACAAUCAAAAAUUUUAGCAGUAAUUUAUGUUAUUAGAAUAUUUUCUGAGAAAUUAUUGUAUUAAUCUAGGAUUUAGUCUCAUUCAAUGACUCAACACCUACUUAAGCUUUACAAUAGCAGCCUUAUAGCCUGUCAGUAGUUUGACCCCAGUGUCUGACAGCUCUAGCACUAGUGGCUUUUCAUGGUUGUUCCAGUUUAAAUGAUGGCCUGUUGCUGCUGUGAAGGUUUCCUUCUUUAAACGUGUUACACCUAAAUCUGUUACACACCGAGACGAAAAUAUCCUUUUUAUUUUUGCUUUUAGUGGAGUUUACAGUGCAUUUUUUAUGUCUGAUGUGAAGCUGUAUUUGUACUCUGGCCUAAUGUGCUUUUCUCCACAGUUCCUUGAAUGGCUGCUAUUUGCUCCUGGCUGAGUCUUGAAACUUUGACAAAUUCAGGGUUUAUGCAUGGACUUUCAUACUGAAGUAGAAUCACUAAAAACCCAGUACAAGUCUAGCACUAUGCUUGCAAUUAGAGCUUAAAAAUUGAAUGAAAAAGUCAGUGAUCAUUCAUUUUCAUAUGUCUCUGUGUAGUUUAACAAAAGUUAUUAUUCUGAAAAAAAGAUUCUUGUUGGGAAAACAGAAUGCUUUCAUGGUACAUUAAUUUAUUUUUUCAAUCAGGUGGGGUUAUCUUCAUGUUCUUGUCUGUGUGCCAAGCUUCUUCUUUUUCUGGCCUGUAGCUAAAGCAUUCAAAUCUGCUAUUUGGUGCUAUGCGUUGUCAAAUGGAGCCAGUUCAGUUCAUUUAAUUUUUCAUCGAUAAGUCAGUCUCCACUUGGCUCAACAACAACCCAACAGCAGCCUGAUGAGGCCUAAUGAAUGUUUUUAAAUUAAAAUGAACAUAUUGUGAAACAAAAUGUUCUGUGGAGAGAAGAUAAUAAUAAAACUAUGAAUUUAAACAUUUACGUUUAGAUUUCAAAACACA